Molecule: messenger RNA, 1164 nt
Organism: Aureobasidium musti
Lineage: Eukaryota; Fungi; Ascomycota; Dothideomycetes; Dothideales; Saccotheciaceae
Source: the annotation of a GenBank genome assembly
AUGGCUGAGCUCACAUCGACCAAACUCAAUCCCGACCAGCAUCUGCUGCUGAACUUUGCCCAAGCAAGACGACAUCUCGAAAAGACAUCGACCGAAACCCUUGCCGCCCUGAACGCUGCCGCUACCGCUGCUCCAUCAGCCACCCCCGACCACACUCUCGCCUCGCUCGACGCCAUGAUAGCCAAGGCCCAGACCCUCAAGCGCAAGUUGGAAACUCUCCAUGCCGAGGAAGAAUUGCUGCAUCGUCAUCAGCGAGCCCGCAUCAACCAUCUACAAGACCUGCACGACAUUCCCAACCUAGCCGACGUCAAGUACGAUGACUGGAGCAAAGUCCGUCUAGAUCGAAUGCUGGUCGACUACCUGUUGCGCCAGGGUCAUAUACAAAGCGCCGGUCAGUUGGCCAAGGAAAAGAAGAUCGAAGACCUGGUCGACGUCCAAGCCUUCAUCGAGUCUAGUCGCAUACAACACAGCCUGCAGUUAGGCCGUACCCAAGAAUGCCUGGCCUGGUGUUCGGAAAACAAGCAGACGCUGAAGAAGAUUAACAGCAACCUGGAGCUUGAACUACGCUUGCAACAAUUUAUUGAGCUCGUCCGAAGCGGAGACCCACAGAAGCUGAUCGAGGCCACGCUGCACGCGAGGAAGCAUCUGGGCACACACCAGAACGAUUCGUACGGUCUACGCGCUGGAGGCCUGCUUGCAAACCCACCGAACACCAUGACAGAGCCUUACAAGACCAUGUACUCGGGAGCUCGCUGGCAACAACUAGCCGAACUCUUCGUCAAGACACACCACGAAAUCUUCUCGCUACCGCCACGACCUCUUCUCCACACCGCUCUGUCCGCCGGCCUCAGCGCUCUGAAGACGCCAGCCUGCCACUCACAUUACGCUUCCUCAUCCUCGAAUGCUUCCUCGUCAACCACGUCUGUCUGUCCCAUCUGUUCUACCGAGCUGAACGAACUCGCCCGUACUGUUCCCUACGCCCACCACAGCAAGAGCUACGUCGAAGACGAUCCAGUCAUGCUGCCCAACGGCCGCAUCUAUGGCAGGGGCAGACUCAUGACUCUGAACGAAAAGAUAGGCACUGCCGAAGGCAAAGUCAGAGACCCCACCGAUCUGUCUCAAGAGUUUGACGAAAGUGACAUCAAGAAGGUCUACAUAUCAUGA